Molecule: messenger RNA, 1074 nt
Organism: Pygocentrus nattereri (red-bellied piranha)
Lineage: Eukaryota; Metazoa; Chordata; Actinopteri; Characiformes; Serrasalmidae
Gene: fth1a
Product: ferritin, heavy polypeptide 1a
Exons: 5
Coding region: 283-816 (177 amino acids)
Biological process (GO): intracellular iron ion homeostasis; iron ion transport
Cellular component (GO): cytoplasm
Molecular function (GO): ferrous iron binding; ferric iron binding
Source: RefSeq, a predicted model, not a curated record
GUUUCAAUGUCACAGCGAUUUUUGUUUCCUUCGGACAGAGUGAAGGUUACCUGCUUCAACAGUGCUUGAACGGCAACCGAGCUUCUGUCUCUUAACACUCUUUACUCAACCCUCUCUAUUAAUUCUGGUUACUUCUCGGAGUGAGCUCUUUAGCUGCAAAAAAACCUGAGGCCACGUAGCUGUUUUCCUCUGGUAAAAAACAUCGCAACUAGCUAAGUAGCUAAACACUCCGCUUCGAAAUCUUCGUUUAAUCUUCAGAAAACAAUCCAGUAACUAAGAAUCAUGAGCUCUCAAGUGAGACAGAAUUUCCAUCAGGACUGCGAGGCUGCCAUCAACCGGCAGAUCAACCUGGAGCUGUAUGCCUCCUACGUCUACCUGUCUAUGGCAUACUACUUUGACCGGGAUGACCAGGCUCUCCACAACUUUGCCAAGUUUUUCCGCAAGCAGUCUCAUGAGGAGCGAGAGCAUGCUGAGAAACUAAUGAAACUUCAGAACCAGAGGGGAGGAAGGAUCUUCCUGCAGGACAUCAGGAAACCUGAGCGUGACGAGUGGGGCAGUGGAGUGGAGGCACUGGAGUGUGCCCUGCAGCUGGAGAAGAGCGUCAACCAAUCUCUGCUAGACCUCCACAAGGUCUCCUCUGAGCGCAACGACCCUCAUAUGUGUGACUUCAUUGAGACGCACUACCUGGACGAACAGGUGAAGUCCAUCAAGGAGCUGGCCGACUGGGUGUCCAACCUGCGCCGCAUGGGCGCUCCUCAGAACGGCAUGGCCGAGUACUUGUUCGAUAAGCACACACUGGGCCACGAGAGCAGCUAAAGCCCCCUUAGCCGCUUGCCUACUUUAUCAAUCUCUAUUCCGUCCUGCAUCUCUUGUCUGGCUGGUCCACUCAUUCUCGUCAGACAGCUGUACUCGUUAAGCACUCUUGCUCAUUCUUCUAUACCUGCUGUAAUACUACACUUCCCGAAAGCUGUUGCUUGCUAGUCUUUUUGGCUCGUGCCAGUGUGUGUGUGUGUGGUAUCUUUUAUUACUGAAGCUAUAUUACAACCAAAUAAAACAAACCUCUGGAUUCUGAAA